Gigantopelta aegis is the source of this 5185-nucleotide messenger RNA. RefSeq lists its product as uncharacterized. The transcript has 4 exons. Gene Ontology annotation, biological process: regulation of transcription by RNA polymerase II. Gene Ontology annotation, molecular function: DNA-binding transcription factor activity, RNA polymerase II-specific; RNA polymerase II cis-regulatory region sequence-specific DNA binding. Bases 269 to 1348 code for a protein of 359 amino acids. NCBI's taxonomy places the organism in Eukaryota, Metazoa, Mollusca, Gastropoda, Neomphalida, Peltospiridae. The record is from RefSeq and is a predicted model, not a curated record. Gene Ontology annotation, cellular component: nucleus.
GAUACUACGUACAUUCUCCUGACUAUUGUUUUAACUUCAGAAAUGUGCAAACUGAAUCGCCGUUUGUCAUUUAAUAAUCAUAUUUAUAUUAAAUAUGUAUACAUGUAAAAUAUCUGUGCAUAGAUCUAAUACUAUCUAAUGACGACGACUAACUUCUGUGCCGUUCUAUUGCAAUGUUUUCUGCAACUUUUGAGCGGAAUUAUCAUUAGAGGGGUGAAGCGUCGAUACCAACUGCACUCUAUAAUAACAAGUUUAAAGUAAUUCCAAGAUGGCCGGUUACCCAGCCGUUGAGCUUGUGAAAAACACCUUGAAGACGGCCAUUUUAUCCAAACGACAGGCACGCGGGGAAGGAACAAUAAAGGUGGAAUUUAAAGAGACCCCAAGUCAAGAGCUAACACCAGACGAUCUCUUGCGCCGACAGCGACGACGUGAGCAGAAUCGUGAUGCAGCUCGCAGGUUUCGCAUUAAGAAAAGAAACUCCAACACAUUAAAUCAAACGACAUACAACAAGUAUUGGUUGAAAAACACGGGGCUCCAGACUGAGAUAAAACAACUCCAAGAAGAGAAGAAGAAACUGGAAGAAAUUUUAAAAACCCACGUCAACUCAUGCAUGUGUGUUUACCAUACACAACCAAGACAACACCAGCAAAGACUUCAUUAUAAACAACGAGAUAUGAUGUGUAACACAGAGUAUAACAGAACAGACGCCAUUGUUCCAGUCUUUGAUAAUACGCAACACCAUAUACGUCAUUGUGAAAACACGAAUAUGACGUGCAUGGCCAAUUUCAACGCAGCAGAAGCCAUUGCGCCUGUCUCUGGAAAUAAGCAACACCAAAUACGUCAUUGCGAAAACACGGAUAUGACGUGCAUGGCAAAUUCCUACAAAAAGGAGGACGACACAGCCCCUGUGACUGGUAACAGACAGCGAACUCUUGUUCGCCAGUUUAGUAUCCCGAGCGAUGCGCUCACUAAUCUGGAAAACCUUCUUGGAGCACGUGACGUCAACGCUUCCUCUUUCCUGCCGUUCGGUAGUUACUCGGACUUACUCGAGUGCACAGAAUCGGAUCAGGAUGCCAAUCCACCAACUCCAAUAAGCGGGGGGUUUGAGGUCGUGUCGUCUGCCAACAGCACCCAAGAAAAGUCAAUUUUUUUCGGGGAUGACUUCGAGUUAAGUGAUACUCAAGUGAAACGCUGCGGUCGGUCGGUUAAAGUUGAAACUGUUGAGAUGACUGAAACAGAAGAACAGGUUCCAGAUGUCUCCAUCAUCCGACGUGGCCCUAACUUUAAUAAUAAUGACGGACUUCCAUUGCCAAACUUCGAACAACUGUUAUAUCCCGAUGACUGCUGAGCCCAUAACUCAACAUGUAUGUGCAAUAUAAGCAAAUAGACUGUGACAACAGACAAUGGAAUGAACACUGUGUCUACUUUUGGAACGAUUUUAAUACGUCGGGUUGUCAUACUCAGGCUUUGACACAAAUUUCGAGAUAUAAGAUAAACUGGAAAUUAUCUGGGUACGCAGCAGUUAAUUGAAAUACGUGUACUUCCAAUUAUAUUAGCUGUAUUGUUAAUAGUAAUAAGAAUUGUGGUUUAGUCGUAGAUUUAUGUUUAAGAUGUUUUGUCGAGUAUUGAGCCCAGUUCUGGUAGCUGAGUAGCGAGUUCAGGUUAGCGUACUUGUAUCUUAAUUGCAUAUACGACCAUAAACAGUUGAUCAUCAUGCCUAUGCCAUCAUUAUAAUCAUCUUGAUUUUUUAUCUACAUGUACUUAUUUGGUUCCUUUUCCUUUUAACUACAACUCAUUUUGCCUGCAACUAACAAGAAACACACAGUAGCACCCUUACUUAAAAUGGGAAAGCAAGUUACAAAACAAAACUUUUUUGUAAUAACAAAACAAUGUCAGAACUCGAACCUACGAUAGACGUGCUUGAACCAUGAAUGAAUAAGGGCGCAUUAAUACUAUUUUAGUUCUCGGGGACAUCCUACUCUCACCACCAUACAUCACGUGAAUAUAAUCUGCCCGCGGUGGUAAGCUCCUGAUAUGUCAUUUAUAAAGUAGCUUUUUCUACAGUUAUCUUAUAGUUACGUGUGUUUGUUUGAUUGACUGUAAUUACAAGUUGAUUUAUGUUCCCUUAACUGAGUGUUCAAAUGUCAAAAUGCAGGUGCAAAGCGGCUAGAUUUCAAAACCUGUAACGGGAUUACGGCCUUGGCUUGUUGAAGUUCAAAUGUCAACAUGCAGGUGCAAAGCGGCUAGAUUUCAAAACCUGUAACGGGAUUACGGCCUUGGCUUGUUGAAGUUCAAAUGUCAACAUGCAGGUGCAAAGCGGCUAGAUUUCAAAACCUGUAACGGGAUUACGGCCUUGGCUUGUUGAAGUUCAAAUGUCAAAAUGCAGGUGCAAAGCGGCUAGAUUUCAAAAACUGUAACGGGAUUACGGCCUUGGCUUGUUGAAGUUCAAAUGUCAAAAUGCAGGUGCAAAGCGGCUAGAUUUCAAAACCUGUAACGGGAUUACGGCCUUGGCUUGUUGAAGUUCAAAUGUCAAAAUGCAGGUGCAAAGCGGCUAGAUUUCAAAACCUGUAACGGGAUUACGGCCUUGGCUUGUUGAAGUUCAAAUGUCAAAAUGCAGGUGCAAAGCGGCUAGAUUUCAAAACCUGUAACGGGAUUACGGCCUUGGCUUGUUGAAGUUCAAAUGUCAAAAUGCAGGUGCAAAGCGGCUAGAUUUCAAAACCUGUAACGGGAUUACGGCCUUGGCUUGUUGAAGUUCAAAUGUCAAAAUGCAGGUGCAAAGCGGCUAGAUUUCAAAACCUGUAACGGGAUUACGGCCUUGGCUUGUUGAAGUUCAAAUGUCAAAAUGCAGGUGCAAAGCGGCUAGAUUUCAAAACCUGUAACGGGAUUACGGCCUUGGCUUGUUGAAGUUCAAAUGUCAAAAUGCAGGUGCAAAGCGGCUAGAUUUCAAAACCUGUACGGGAUUACGGCCUUGGCUUGUUGAAGUUCAAAUGUCAAAAUGCAGGUGCAAAGCGGCUAGAUUUCAAAACCUGUAACGGGAUUACGGCCUUGGCUUGUUGAAGUUCAAAUGUCAAAAUGCAGGUGCAAAGCGGCUAGAUUUCAAAACCUGUAACGGGAUUACGGCCUUGGCUUGUUGAAGUUCAAAUGUCAAAAUGCAGGUGCAAAGCGGCUAGAUUUCAAAACCUGUAACGGGAUUACGGCCUUGGCUUGUUGAAGUUCAAAUGUCAAAAUGCAGGUGCAAAGCGGCUAGAUUUCAAAACCUGUAACGGGAUUACGGCCUUGGCUUGUUGAAGUUCAAAUGUCAAAAUGCAGGUGCAAAGCGGCUAGAUUUCAAAACCUGUAACGGGAUUACGGCCUUGGCUUGUUGAAGUUCAAAUGUCAAAAUGCAGGUGCAAAGCGGCUAGAUUUCAAAACCUGUAACGGGAUUACGGCCUUGGCUUGUUGAAGUUCAAAUGUCAAAAUGCAGGUGCAAAGCGGCUAGAUUUCAAAACCUGUAACGGGAUUACGGCCUUGGCUUGUUGAAGUUCAAAUGUCAAAAUGCAGGUGCAAAGCGGCUAGAUUUCAAAACCUGUAACGGGAUUACGGCCUUGGCUUGUUGAAGUUCAAAUGUCAAAAUGCAGGUGCAAAGCGGCUAGAUUUCAAAACCUGUAACGGGAUUACGGCCUUGGCUUGUUGAAGUUCAAAUGUCAACAUGCAGGUGCAAAACAGUUAGAUUUCAACAACUACAAGCGGAUUUUACGGUCUUAGCUUGCUGAACAUUAUUUCAGUUUCCUUGAUUUUACUCAUCAAUAUUUCCAUACAAUGACACAUUGAUCUGCUUUACAAUAACAACAACAACAACAAUAAUAUAUUAUAACAUAUUCGUUUAUUUUCACAGUAGAUUCGUUCUUAUGGUUUUGGCACAUCUACGGGUUUUGUUUUGUUGUUGUUGUUGUGGUUUUUUUAUUUUUAUUGUUGGUAUUUUUGAGGGGUAUUGUUGUUGUUUUGUUUGGGGGGUUUUUAAAUUAAAUUAUUAGACUGUUUCAUAGUCAAUUAUAGGUAUAAGUGCAGGCAAACUAGAUGUAGCAGGCCUCUGAGCAAUAUGACAUUUGUGCAGACGAUUUCCAGGUAACCCAUUUCAUUUCAACUAACCCGUUAACACUAAAUGUCGUAAAUAUAAUGAACGAACCAAAACAUUAAUAUACGCAAAACUAAACUUACGCGAACGACGCGUGGACGAAUCGAUCGUUCACGUAAUUUUCUGAGAGCUUGUUUUGGCAAAAGUAAUAAGUUGUAAGCACAAUGAAAAGUGAUUUUACUUUUAUGUGAUUUGCCUGCUUGGGUUUGUUUUCAUAAAGUGUGUUUUUGUUUAACGACACCACUAGAGCACAUUGACUUUUAAUCAUCGGCUAUUGGGUGUCAAACAUUUGGUAAUUUUGAUAUAUAGUCUUAGAGAGGACACCUGCUAUAUUUUACCAUUAGUAGCAAGGGAUAUUUUAAAGUUUUAUAUGGACCAUCCUACAAACAGGAUAGCACGUACCUGCUGUAGUUAAGCUCUUGGUACACCAUUCAUAAUGUAGAACUCUUUAUUACAGUUAUAUUUCAGUUACUCAUAAUUGUUUUUGAUUCGCAGUUGAUCUAGGGUCGAUCCCCGUCGGUGGGCCCACAUGGGUGUUUGUGGUUCCAACCAGUGCCCCACGAAUGGUAUAUGAAAGGCCGUGGUAUGUGCUAUCUUGUCUGUGAGAUAAAAGAUUCCUUGCUUAGAAUGGAAACAUGUAGCUGGUUUCCUCUCUAAGACUCUAUGUCUUAAAUUACCAAAUGUUUGACAUCCAAUAGCCAAUGAUUAAACAAAACAUAGUUUAACUUUUUAUGAUUUACGGUAAUUGUCAUUUGAUUUAUUUCCUUCAAAGUUGACUGUUCAGGUGAUAAACCGUAGUCGUAGAGUACAAAAUAAUUAUUUUCGUUGUCGGUGUACAGACCACAAUAUAUAUAUAUAUAUAUAUAUAUAUAUAUAUAUAUAUAUAUAUAUAUAUAUAUAUAUAUAUAUAUAUGUAUAUAGUAUGUUAUGAAAUAAUACUGCAAUAAACUUAUUUAUUUAUUUAUGUAUUUAUUUGAAUACUAAUGAAGAUACUGUAAUUACUAUAGUAGAUUGUAAAUUAACUGUUUCAGUGUAACACAUGUGACGAUUUUAUUCUGAGCCAUGAUAAUA